Messenger RNA from Cydia splendana, 6507 nucleotides. RefSeq lists its product as uncharacterized. Gene Ontology annotation, cellular component: cytoplasm; cytosol; nucleus. Lineage: Eukaryota; Metazoa; Arthropoda; Insecta; Lepidoptera; Tortricidae. Bases 537 to 1682 code for a protein of 381 amino acids. Gene Ontology annotation, molecular function: zinc ion binding; eukaryotic translation initiation factor 2alpha kinase activity; ATP binding. The record is from RefSeq and is a predicted model, not a curated record. Gene Ontology annotation, biological process: regulation of translational initiation by eIF2 alpha phosphorylation; negative regulation of cytoplasmic translational initiation in response to stress. The transcript is spliced from 12 exons.
GGUUUUAGUUCCCCCAGUUCCCCCUCCGCUCAGUCUCUCCUCUAUUUUGGUGCUGAAUUCGGAGGGGUGCACACUGUUAUUUUAUUCUUCGUUGCCGCAUGUGCAUUCAGAGAAAGAAAGAAGUUUAAUUUACGAUAUUUUGGUGCUAUUGUAGUAAAGUUGUGAUAUUUUAAUAUCAAAUCAUGGACAAUUUUGAAGAUGUGGAGUUUGAAGACCGGCGAGAAGUUGAACUAACUUUAUUAACUCCAGCCUCUUCACGGGCUGCGAGCCCGAUUGACCAGGAAUUAAUAAAUCAGGGACUUUAUGAUUCAGAUCAAAGGAAUCACCAAACUGGGGGAGAUUUAACCUUCAUUGAUGAUUCUAUUAGUUCGAUAAUACCAAUACAAAGGCUUAAUAAUGACGUAAAAAUAAUUAGAAAAAUUGACCAAGGCGCUUUCGGAACAGUGUUUCAAGUACACCAUCAAAUAGAUAAGCAAUUGCAUGCUUGAAAAUGUAUUGAGUUAAGUACAGAAGACAAAGAAAAUAGAAUCAAAAUAAUGCAAGAGGCCAAAACGCUAGCAGAACUCAAACAUGAAAACCUGCUUCGUUACGGUGACUCCUGGAUCAAUAAAUAUUACCCCUUGAAAGAUGUAUCAUGUGAUGAUACUCGUAAUGAUAAUACUAGUUCGAGGCCAUCACUGCUGUGCAUAUUAACAGAAUUAUGUGACACUAACCUUACUCAACUUAUUGAUGGCGAUUUGCACCUACAGCCUUCUAGAGCAAGGGGUAUUUUUUGGAAGAUAGCGGAAGGCCUGGCUUAUUUGCAUGCCAGAGGCUUCAUACACGGAGAUCUAAGGUCGGACAAUAUUCUUAUCAAGAAAAAGGAUUUAAACAAAAAAGGUGAUUGCGGAGUCUGUUUUCAAGGGUGCUACAGCUCUUUCCAGUUGCCCUGUAGACACAUUUGUUGUUCCCAUUGUGUUAAGGUGAUUUCAAUUGAAACUAAGGAGUGUGUCAUAUGCCAAGUCAAGAUCCCGUUUGGUUAUUUUGAUAAUCCAGUAGCAAGUCUUGAGAAAGAAAACGAUGUGUACCAAUGGAAAUUUGCAGGAAAAAAGGGAUGGUAUCCAUACGAUUACCAACAUAACGUCGCUUUAGAAAACGCAUUUAACGCUGGAUGUCUAGAAUGCAGCGUAAGAAUUCAACACACCAUGUACCGAAUAAAUUUUCCAUACAUGGUACAAAUGCAGGAGACUGAUAGAACUAAGACUCGUAAAAUUAGGAGGGAACCACCUUCAUUGAUAGUCAAAGAUGAUGAUACAGAUGACGUCAAGAUCGGAGAUUUUGGACUUACUAAGUUGACAUCGGAAAUGUUUACGGGUUAUACUCAAAAGGAUGACAUCUACCGUCUCGGCGUGAUUUUGCUGGAUAUGUUCAUGUAUUCUAUACUUGACAAGAAUCUAUGCAGUGGAUGGAAUAUGCGGCUAAAGACGGAUACUGUUCUACGGAACAAGGACCCGAAAAACAUGGGCUUAAUAUAUUUAUUAAGCCUUCUUCUGAAAGACGAUCCUAACGACCGUCCCACCUGCGCCGAACUCCUGGGUCCAGUUAAAAGGGCGUUUGAGCAGAAGCUAAGAUUGAGGAAACGUCAAGCCGAACAAUUACAGGAUGACAAUACGAAACGAAUGCGUGAAACCCAACUUCGAUAAGUUUCAUAACAUUGUUUUUAGUAUUUCCAUAUUAUCAUCAUUUUAUAAUUAGGACUAAAUUCUUCCCCAUACGUUUUGAUAGAUUGUUAGUAUAUUUAAUUAUUGAAACCUAUUUCAUCGAGUGAAAAUGACAACACUAUUUUUAGUAUCGUUGCAGACUUUCAGAAAAGGAGUCUAACUGUAUUUAUUCUGAACAGUGUGUUCAUUGUUUUUCUUGUAUCACUUCUUCUGUCAAUUCUGACAUGCUCUACAUUUCGUUAUUGACUUAGGUCAGUUGCACUUGCAUUAGGUAAAUACUUCCGACCAACUUUGGUUCCGAUUGAGCCCAAAGGCCAUACCCUCCACGUUGUUUUCUCCAUUGCCACAUAUUCCUUCGAUGUUGAUCACCGGUAAUAACCAUCUGAAGACCGAAGAUUUGAGACAACCCCACCAGACAAGACCUUUUCUCUACAUGUAACUGAGAAUGUGAUUUAAUCAGGCCUAGCCCCUCAACUUCUACGAACUGUUACUUCGCUUGGGUCGGCCUAAUCAACACUCACCGCCCUUAUUCUGAUCACCCGCUCAAAAUGAUGAAAGCGACUGGAAGGAAUUUUAAAUAUUAAUAUGAGGCGGACAUUACGAAAAGAAUUAAGAUAUACAAAAUACACUCUUGGAUCUCCUUGUGUUGCAAUUGUGUCAUGCUCAGCGGUAACGAAGAAGGAAAUGUAUACAGUUCUAGACACGCGUGUAUAGCUCACUUACGAGUUUUGUCAACUUAUACAGCGGCAAUCAAGAAGAAAUCGUAUGCAUCUGAUUAAUAUUACACCAAAUCAAAACAGAAAGGACGGCGACACAAACCACCAUAGACCAAUGUUCCCGUAACGCUAAAGACCGCUGUAUCAAGUGGAGACGCAUUGUGAGGGCUGCAUUGUCCACAAUAUAUACGUCUCGUCAUACAACCACGACCAUUCUGCCAAGAGCGAACGACUGAGGAGGAGGAAAACGGAAAAUGUCAGAAUACUUGAUUUAUGUGAAUAAUAUUUAAAAAAAAUACGAAAGAAGACUGAUACAAUACAAUCGCAAUAGCCCAUCAUUAAGACCAGUUGCAAAAUAUGAUCAUUUAUUGAAAGAGAAAUUCCAUAACAUGCAAGCGUUCAGUAAAUCAAAUUUGGCCUUGCUUACACUCAUAUCUACCUGAUUUGGAGUGGCAUAACUACGGCUGAUGUACGAGACCAGAUGAAGAGCUUUUAUGUAAUAAAACAGAAAAUGUAUGCCACAAUACAUCUAAUAUCUAUUUAUCUCGUGACAACACGAUGCAGAAGGCAAUACGACUAAAGGACCCAACUAAGGUACUAGUCCAUAGAUUUUUUGUAUUUUACUCAUUCCAAGGCAGACGCAGAAAUUGCCAGCUUUGGCAUUGUUGGAGGCAUUGGUAUGAAACUAGUGCAGCAGCACUAAAAGGUAUUUUUGAAUACUGAUCGGAUGCGGAGUGAUCAGAUACAUGAGUAACUGUGUGAGAUAUUACAAAAACUGGAGAAGUUGGAAAGGAUGUAAUUCUAAUUUAUCAUUUUAUCAAAAGCGUCGUAUCUCACACACUAAACUCGAAUGCAAGGGCGGAGAUGAGACUUUGAAACCUACAGUUAGUAGCAGAGAAAAGUAAACUCACCUGCAUAGAAGCUUCUAUACAGGGGCGCAUAUAUUUCUUUUGCUAACUGUAUGACGAUAAGAACGAGAUUUAUUAAGAAGAUAAACUGAAUUAUUGUCCAGAUUUGAGGUUUGAAUGUCGAUCGGACUUAGGUACUCUGAAAGUCUGCGUUUUGUUUCAUGGUUCUGUUGCUACAGGCUGCCUAUUUUUUUCAGCGUUUUGAAUUCUGUAUUAUACGGACAUCGGUUCAGUCUAGUCUUUAUAUUUGCGGCUUUAACGACUGCCUCUGUCAAGUUGCAAGUGACGCAAGAUAGCCUCCUUCGUCUUUUUCUCAAUGUACCAAAAGUAGUUUAUCUCACCCUACGGUCUUAUGAUAAGAUGUGAUAGUGGUACUGACGUGACUUUCAUGUAAAUGUCACUAAUUGUUAGAAGAUUUUUUACACCUCCGAAAUGGAGUUAUAUUAGAUGAUCUUUACAAUCAUCAUCACAAUCAAAAAUUUCUAGUCAUAGUAGUAAUUUAUAGUUGUUUUACGCCUCCAAAAAUGAAACUAUGGCGAAAAGCUUUGUUACGCUUGGAGACCCUAUACAUCUCCAACAAGUAUAUUAGUAUUUAUUAUUUGUUACAAUUGCUGUAAAUAUUUGUUAAAGUUGGGUUAGCUCGUGGCAGAAAGCGGUGACAAUUUAGAUACGAAUGGAACAAAAAAAGAAAGCCCUAAAUAGAUACUUGGCUGCGCUCUUUAGAGAAAAUAAGACUGAUACUUUUUCAUUAACUAGGUACUUUAUGUCUUAAGUCAAACUAGAUUAUUGACUUAUUUUUCAGCUUUUAAUAUAAAGACAAGAACGCUCUUUUCCAUCAGAUCACUUUAAAUCAUCAUCAUCAUCAAUUGUCUGGUGACUAGCUGACUGAAAAAUAUGUUUAUGCAAAAUUACAGCUUAAUCAAAUACCGGGAAAUAGGUUGAACAACUUGACUUGUGUCUGGUCUUUUAUGAUUUAAAUACAGAUAGAGAUGAGGCUAUUAUUGGGGAAGACAUUGAAAUAGUCAGAAUAAUGUAGAUAUUUUAUUUAAUGAUUUUGUUUUCUUUUUUGUUUCAGACACUGCGGAUGAAGCUACUAAUAUCGUGUUAAGGCCAUCGACGUCAUCUACCCCAGGAAGCUUCUGCGGCUAAGUGGAUCCUGACGCGAGCUGCUGCGAGCUGCGACUGCAUUGGCUUGGCGGGAUAAAGUGGCAGGGGAAACGAGAAAUUUUGCUGGUGUCUUAACAUUCCUUACCCUGCUGUCAGGAAUAUCGUGAUUAAUAUGAAGAAAUUUCUGGAUCGAAAUCAAAAUUUAUUCCCAAUUGCCCUUUCCCAAGUCAUUCAAUCAUAAUAUGCUGCCCUCAUAUCUCAUAAAUCAUAGAACGGAAACUGGAAGGAAGAAAGGGAAGCCAAGAAGGGCAUACAUGGAACAAGUGAAGAUAAGUAAACGUCGUGUUAUCAGCUGUCAAGGAAAAGGCUAAAGUAAUAAAUACACGCAGACUGCUUGGUUUGAUUAACCCCAUCAUUAAUGAGGAUACCAAUCUAAUAAUUCCCUGUGAUCUUGACCAGAUGUUGCUCCGUCAUAUUUAGAAAGUCCACAAAAAACCUCAAUGCCUAGUUACCAUUGGUCCUUCGAACAACUUAACCCACUGCAACUAAAGUACCUCAACUGUUGAGGUCAUAAUAUCAUGUUUCCCUCUUGCUUGGUCCUAGCAAGUGUUCAACAAGUCUCUGCCCCAAUAUUACAGGCUUCUAUGUUUCUUUUUUAUCGAACUGAAAUUUGAACAUUGCUAUAGUGACAUUAAGUCGAAUUUCGACUAUCUUGAAAAUGUAACAUAGAACCCUGUAAUAUUGAGCCAGCGAAGUGCCUUCACGGGAUUCAGAAAUUCUCCAACUUGUUACAAAGACUAAUCGACUGAUAACAAUAGUAAAGUUUGAUUCCAUGUUUGUUUAGUAACUAUAGGAUGAUGGUAGGUAGGUACAUUCUGUAUAAAUUGUUUUUUGUAGUUAGUCUAAUUCUUAUUUCCCAAAACAAUUUCUUUUCUUUUAACAAUUCCUGUUCUUUUAACAUGUGUUGCAAGAGUCACUGUGAGUGUUGUGUGUGAGUGUGUGUGUGUGUGUGUGUGAGUCAUGUGUUGUAAGUACGUACGUUGUUAAUUUUAAAUUCGAUAUAUAGGUAGUAAUGUGUAAUGUUUACAUUCUGUAUAAAUUGUUUUUUGUAGUUAGUCUAAUUCUUAUUUCCCAAAACAAUUUCUUUUCUUUUAACAAUUCCUGUUCUUUUAACAUGUGUUGCAAGAAUCACUGUGAGUGUUGUGUGUGAGUGUGUGUGUGUGUGUGAGUCAUGUGUUGUAAGUACGUACGUUGUUAAUUUUAAAUUCGAUAUAUAGGUAGUAAUGUGUAAUGUUUACAUUCUGUAUACAUUUUUUUUUGUAGUUAGUCUAAUUCUUAUUUCCCAAAACAAUUUCUUUUCUUUAAACCAUUCCUGUUCUUUUAACAUGUGUUGCAAGAGUCACUGUGAGUGUUGUGUGUGAGUGUGUGUGUGUGUGAGUCAUGUGUUGUAAGUACGUACGUUGUUAAUUUUAAAUUCGAUAUAUAGGUAGUAAUGUGUAAUGACUAUUCGAUUUGAUCUAUCGUUAAUUUUAUUGUGCUUAGUACUUACUUUAUGAAUCGUAUUUUUAAUUUAGCUAAUGUAUUAACCCAUAUUAAUUACUUUCAUUUCAAGCUGGUUAAUCUACUUUAGCUAGUGAGUUAAAUACGUUUUGGGCAAAAACUUCAUUUUUGGUACAAGCUUUUAUCGCUGACUGUACUUUUCUUACGACAGACAACUAAUAAUAAAAUAAAAAUAAAAAUCGUUUAUUGCAGACCAUCAAAGUCCAUAGGAGUGUUAGUAACAUUCAUCUAAAUUGCCUAAAGGUUAGUGUACACAAAGAAAAGAAAAUAAUAAUACUCAUCGAGAUAAUUCUAAAAACCCCUAACACAAUUAGGUUGCGUUGUUUCAUCACAGAGUUCCUAUGGCCACCUCCUGUCUCUAUCGUCAGAUCAGUUCGACAGUACCAUAUUAUUGUAUUGUCAUCAGAACUACAUACAGCUGCCAAUUUUCAUGACGCUACGAUCCUUGGAAGAUGGUAAAUUAGUUACCUUAGAUUCCAUUACAUAGUUAGUUACAUACAGUUCGACCUAAAGCUU